Eremothecium cymbalariae DBVPG#7215 is the source of this 702-nucleotide messenger RNA. It is a transcript of the gene NYV1, whose product is annotated as Nyv1p. The transcript is spliced from 2 exons. Gene Ontology annotation, biological process: vesicle-mediated transport. Gene Ontology annotation, cellular component: membrane. The record is from RefSeq and is a predicted model, not a curated record. NCBI's taxonomy places the organism in Eukaryota, Fungi, Ascomycota, Saccharomycetes, Saccharomycetales, Saccharomycetaceae. The coding region runs from base 1 to 702 and encodes 233 amino acids.
AUGAAGAAAUAUAACGUCACCUAUGUUGAAAUAGUUAACAAAGACAAGUCGACCACACGAUGCCAAUGGUUUAAUGAAAACGGUAGGAGGGAAGCUGGGUAUGGUUCGUUAUCGAAUACGGCUCAAAAGGAUAUCACGAAAGACACUCUUCAUGAUUUAGUUCAUAGUGUUGUAAUACCCAAAGUAGUUCGUUUGAAAGGGAACAAAGUUACUAAGACAACAGUUAGUCUGAUUGAUGGAUACGAUUGUUACUAUACUACAAAUGAUGAUGGACAAACCCUUGUUUGUUUUACUUCCACGGAUAUACCUAAGAUCCUUCCAUUACGUACGUUGACACAAUUGAAGGGGCUGAAUAAUGAUGAUGAUAGCUCAUUAAAACACAAUUUGGAAACGGUUAUUGAUGACUUCCACCAAGAGUUACUUUCGUAUCACGAUUCAUCGACGAGCGAAGUUACGGAGCAAGAUUUACAGACAAUUUUAAAUGUGAUGAAUGAUAAUAUUGAUAAAUUCCUACAAAGACAGGAAAGAAUAUCAUUACUUGUUGAUCAAACCUCACAGUUAAACCAGUCCAGCUUUAAUUUCCAACGAAAAGCAGUGAAAAUUAGGAGGAAAAUGUGGUGGAAUAACGUUAAAUUUUGGUCUAUAUGUGGUAUUGUGACCGUGGUUUCCCUGUUCCUACUGUGGGUUAUAUUACACUUAUGA